This is a messenger RNA of Monomorium pharaonis (pharaoh ant), 6974 nucleotides long. It is a transcript of the gene mxc, whose product is annotated as serine-rich adhesin for platelets. The record is from RefSeq and is a predicted model, not a curated record. Lineage: Eukaryota; Metazoa; Arthropoda; Insecta; Hymenoptera; Formicidae. Gene Ontology annotation, molecular function: protein binding. The transcript has 10 exons. The coding region runs from base 526 to 6906 and encodes 2126 amino acids.
GUGCGUGGAAGAUUUGAACGUAGUCCCGCGAAAUAUAAGUUUAAAAAAACGGAGAGACGUUCCGAGCUGCAACGUCGUCGUCAUUCUCCUUUGCAUUUCCGUUUAAUUUCGUGCACGACGGCGUAGAAUGGAUCUCACAAGUGCGGCGAGCAACGAGAGACGGCAAGUUCAACGAAAUUUUGUGGACAAGUGCGUGUAAUUAGAUGCAACUCCGAACGCGUAUAAUCGGGAUAAUCCCCGUUGCGGGCCCAAUAGGCCUCGGUUUUUGCUUUGGAAGAGAAACUGCGGAGACUGAUUGUUGCAUCUCGAACUCGACGCUGUCGAAACUCGGGAGAGAAUGCACGAGGCUGCACGUUGGUAGCAAUGCAGUACAAAUGUUUGCUCUUUGUUGCCAUUGUUGAGACGCAAUAGUGCACCCAAAGGAGGAUAGCCUUGCUCAUCUCGCUCUUUUUCUUGGAGCUGCGAUGCCGCUGAUGCCUCGACGAGAGGAUCACCUGGUUAUCGUGAAGUAUAUUCGGCGCAAUCAUGGAAGCUAUGCUACCGUCCGAGAUCGCCCGACUGGUGCUCGGUUAUCUCGAGGAUCAGAAGUGUGUUGAGGCAGCUAAACUGUUUUUAGAGACGUCUCCGCACUUGCAAGAAUGCCGUGCAGUACUCUCUUGUGGAAGGAGAUUCAGCACUAGAGUCAAUGGUUUAACGUUGAUGGACAUAGUUGAAAAGUUUUCAGCUAUCAGUUCUAUAAUUCAAGAACGAUUAAACAAAGCCAGUGACUGCGAACAAGUGAAGCAUUGUGGAGAUUUGAUAGAGCAGCUCAAGUUUCUUAUAGAAGAGCCACGUGGUCAGCGAUUUGUUGUAAACAUAAAUGUACCUUCUCAGAGUAACGCACAAACAUCAAAUGGCUCACCCAUUGCUGCAAGUAACAUGCGUAAACGGCAUUAUAGUAACAGUGAACGGAUUAAACGCAGCAUUAGAUCCCAGUUGAAUCCAGUGCAACAAUCUGUUGUCAUGAGUCCACCAGCAAGUUGUCAUAAUGUUGACACAACUCCAUUAGAAAGUCUGCCUGGAAAUGUAGAUUUGUUGAACCAGAUGGAAUGCACCAUUCAUACAGUCGAGAAGAGAGAUGACAGUUCCAUGCAGGAACCUCACAAGCAAUGUGAUUUUGAGAAAAUUAGUACCAAUAGUAUUAGUACACAUAAUAAAAAUAGCAGCACUCGGAUAAGUUCAGACGAUGUCUCGAGCGUACGAAGUUGUGAAAUGGACAUUGAUGAUAAAAGAAAGGAAGAAAAUGCAACUAAUACAACACCCAAACGAUAUACUGCAGCCACAAGUACAGAAGAGUUAUUAAGUUUCUCUAGUAGAGAAGUUCAAACUAUUCCUUAUGAGAUACCUGAGUCAGAGUCUGAAUCUAAUGAUGAGCCUAUUGAAAAUCUCAGUAUAUUAAUGAAAGAAAUGUUGAAUCGUACAGAAUUACAGGAAUGUAUUGCAGAGAAUAUCAACAAAGCAAUCAUUCCUACAGACUUAUCCUUGAAGGAGAACGAGAAUUUAAACGAAUCGCUUGGCAAAGGAAACACUUCGAUUAUGGCUGAGAUAAAUGAUAUUAAAUCAAUUGUUGAAGCAACAGAGGCCGAUCCUAUAUUUGAAAAGCUUCUAAUUGAUAUUAUUGGACCAAACGCAGAAACGGAUACAAGUCCAGAAGAUGAUGGUGAAGGAAAGCUAAGCCCAAAAUCUGUUAAUGAAGUACAAAAGAAACACGUGGAAACAGGUAUGGACAAUAUUAGUUCACCAGAGCCAGUGGUAAUAGAUAAUAAAGUAUCGGCAGAAAACGAUACAGCGGAUGUGCCUUUAAAACACAGACUUCGCAGUUCUUCGAGACAACAAUAUAACAGAAUUGAAGAUGAAGUUGACAAAGUGAGAGAUCAAGAGAAAGAUCAGAACUCUUUAGAAGAUCAAAAUGCAGCAGCGAUAUUGAGUAUUAUAAAUGCCAAUAUUACAAAUGCAUCUGACAGUAAUAAAAAGACUCUUGAUGUAAAAGAAAUAAUAACUAUAAAUGAUGAUGAACAAAAAAUGCAAACAAUGACAUCUACAGUAAAUGAGGAUAAUAUUAUAAAGCCCUUAACAGCGAUAGAUAUACAGAAAACUGUAAACAAUAAUGUUGUGCCACCUGUAAGUAAUAAUUUACAGGCAAAAGUUAAAAAGUCGACGGUAAAACGACCGAAACCUACGAAAUCUAAACGCGAUCAACAGGCCAGUAAUAACCAAUCCAGUUCUCUUCAGUCCGUAACGGAACACGAACUGAUGACUAUGCCAACGUUGAUAGUAUGUUCGAAAGACGAGAUGAAUAAUUUUUUGAUAAAUCGCUCAUCAACUAUAACAUCAACUUCCACUUCGCGUUUUAUUCCAAUCGCUCCAAAAGAUCCAAACGGAAUCACAGAAACUGUGGAGACUUUGUAUCUAAGGACAGUAAAUGUAGCACAACCUGCGAAUCAAGUGGAAUUAUUACAAUCAGCAAGGGAAAAUGGUAAUGUAACAAAACGAUUAAAAACCAUUCACAAAACGGAUGCGACAGUACCCAUUAUCACUAUUGAUCAACAGGUAUUAAAUUUACACCCGGUAAAACCGUUGCAAACUAAUAAUGUCGUCGGAAGUGAAUCAAUAACGCUUUACAGCAACGAGACCAGCGCUAAAACCUCAUUAAAUGACACUCACAUGCCUACGAUCAAUCUAGAGGAGAAUAUCAGCCUGUCGGACAGUGGAUUUUCUCCAUAUUUAAAGUUCAACUGUAACAAGACCAAUCAGAGUCACAGUCUCUCAGACAUUGAUUUGGCACCCGUGAUCGAGAAUGUAGGGAACAACGCUAUGGCAAAUAACAUGAAAAACGAGCCGUCGCCAAAAAACGUCGAUAUUAUUACUAAACGUACGCCGAAAUCUCUAUUAAAAAGUAGAUCCAAGAAUCAUAGAUUAAGCUUGUCCACGCCGCGCAAGCGAAGCAGUCACAUAAGGGCGCUCGACUUUAGCACCCCUACGAGAACGAGUUCUACCAGGAAAACAAGUGGGGAUGGAAACGCCAAGUUCUCAUCUAACAGUUCGUCGGCGAAACGUUUAAAAUCUGUUUGUAGGACUUCAUUAUUUAGAUCACCGUCACUUUCCAAUACUUCUUCUCAAAAGCAAAAGAGUCCGAUGAAACUUAGUCAAUCUUAUAGAAUCCCAAUAGCUACUAGAAGCCCCGCGCCAAAACUCAUGGGUGGUUGGGACAAGUUUAAUGGUGUCGGUGUUAUUAUAGGUGAGGUAUCUCCACAUGGGAGUACCAGUGCAUCUUGUUCCUCCUCUGAGGAUAAGAUUGUUCAACACAAACCUUUAGUUAAACCUAAACUCUUAGCGGGAAAUUGGGACGCUGAUUUACGCAAAAGUAUAGAAUCGAACACGAAACACGAGGCAGACGAGCCAGAGACUAAGAAAUCUGUAAAGAGAAAAAGAAAUAUCAUCAAGGAUAAGGACAACGUGACAUGUAAGAAAGCUAAGUACAAUUCACGAUCAGCUAAUUACGACAAAAAAAAGAGUUGUGAUAAAUCGAAAGUGAAGUUUAAGAAAGAUAUCGACAAACCCGAAGAAGAUUGUCAAGAAAACACAAAACUAACAGAGCCGCAAAAUAAGGAGAAGGAAAAUACAAUGAAAAUCAUUGUUAAUACUGUAGAUUCUAUUACAAGUAAGCCUGACAAAAUUUUGACCAGUAUUUGUGAGACACCGGCAGUAAUAAACGCGCCCAACGGCGACGCGGCGGCAACGGUUGAGAAGAAACCUGUAAAAAAGUAUGCACAAUUAAAGACAAUAUCAACAAAUUUACGAAAAUCCGAUAAUGAGAAAGAGAAGAACAUGGAAGUAGCGCAAGUCAAUUCGCAAGUGUCUGAAAUCUCGAGAAUCUUAGACAAUACGCAGCAUAUCUUGCGAUUGCCCGAUAUGAUAAAUUUGGAGACACCCAGAAAGUUCGACAACAUAUCUGGUCCACCACCGACGCCGAGAGUGCUAAGUCCCAAUAGCAAUUUAAUUACGCCGUUUAUCAAAACCAGCGAGGAUUCCUCGAAAAUGCGUAGUUUUAUCGCCACCCCGGAAUUCCCGAUAACUCCAGGUGUAGCUUUAACCCCGAAGGAAGAGACAACCAGAGAUAUUAUAAAAAGGGGCGAGUACAAUUCCCCGUACUACAAACCUACCUCCGAGCAGGCCGAGAAUUCCGAUUUGAAGAUAUCUAAGUCUAAAGACAACAGCAUAAAAGAAUCACCCAUUCUAUCUUCAUCACACAUUAAAUUACAUUCGACGCACAACAGUGUUUCUUCAGAUAAUGCUUACCAGAUGUGUACCUCUUCCAAACUAGAGAUAACAGAAUUCGAGGUGAUUAAGGAGAAUUUACCGAGGGAUGAGGCUAUUAAAGAGUUCAAAAUUGCAUCUACUUCUAAAGAUUCGGGAAGCGCAACUGAACUCAACACUUCCAUUGUAAUAGAUCACGUGGACUUGAUACAGAUAAAUGAAUUUAAAAGCGAGCAGAGAGAAACAGUAAUUGAUAUCAAUAAAAACGAUUCUCAUAAUGACUCUAUAGAAAGUAGCUCCUCAUCCUCCGAUACGUCAUCGUCAUCGUCAUCGUCGUCAUCAUCGUCGUCUUCAUCAUCUACAUCUAGCAGUUCGAAUACAUCAAAUACAUGUUCACCAAACGAGAAAUGUGACAAAGCUUCAAGUAAAACAAGUACAGACAUCAGUAGUGAUAUUGUAGAAAAAAAUGCCAACAUACCGAAAAAUACAAACGCUGUAUUAACAAAUAUAUCAAGUGAUGUAUGUAAAAAAUCAGAUAAUGCGAUUAAAGCGGAGUCUUCGCCAAAGAAAGUAUUUGCAAUCGCAAAAACGGAUGAACAGCUGAAGAAUACAUUGAAAGAAACUCCGGCAAAAGAUGAGACUCUAUUAAAUGAAGCCGAUAUUUCGGAAACACCUAGCAGCUCAAAAACCGGAGUAGAAAUGAUUAACUUGACUACAAAAAUAUCGGCGAUUAUGACGGAAGACGAAAAAUUAUCGAAAUCAAAUAAUUCGUCAAAGGGCAGUAAUAAAGUACAAACUAACGUACCGAAAGCAUUGCCAAAGAUAAUAGAUAUACAAUAUAUUCCUCCAGGAUCAUCAACAUUUAUCGAGUCUCUGAACAAAAGUAAAAAUAAAUGUCAAUCUGAGUGUGAGGAAAACGCGCCUGUGCAUAACAAAUUCAUGCAUAGGCAGCUAUUAGAGGAAAAACGACAACGCAUUAUAGCUAAAAUCAAAGAUAAUUCAAAACUGAAUAGUGGGACAAAGCGUAAGUGUAUUUUAACGAACAAAACUGUCGACGUUUUAAAAAAGUUUGGCAGAGGAAAACGAAUUAUACGACCACCAGCAAAGUAUUCCAGAGAUGUUUAUAAGAAUAAUACAGAGCCACAAGAUAAUCGACGGAAAACCACAAGAAAAAGUUCGCGAAGAAAAUGUGAAACGGAAAAUCACGAUCUCGCGAACCAAUAUGAUAACGAGGAAAAACCGACGGACCAAAUUAUCGAAUCGAAAAGUACUGACUUAAUGAAUUACGGAAAUAAUGGUAAUAAACCGCCCGAUGAUCACAAGACAGAACAAUUACACAAAAACGUUUGUGACAUGGAAAAUAAUACAGUUCAAAAUGAUAAGAAAAUCGAGUCCGCGCAAUUGCAUAAUUUCAUUUCGGAAGAUCAAGAUUGUUUAAAAAAGAUAUCAGAUGAUCAGAAGAUUACGGAGAAAAAUGGCAGUAUUAAAAAUAAUGUAAUCAGUAAAGAAGAAACAGUGGAAACACUUAAAAAUGCGCAAGAAAAAAUUUUGAAAGAAACGAAUUCAGAGAAAUGUAUCGUUGCGCAAGAAACAUUAGCUCUGGAUAAAUUGAAGCACGAUCAAAUGGAGGAUAAAACAAGCAAAUUGAGACAAUUUUCAAAUCAUGUUGAUAAAUCUGAUUACAAAAUAUUAAGAUACAAGGUAGAUCAAGUGAAACGCGACUUAUUUAGUGACGAGGAGAAUGAUUGCAAAACAUCUUCCACCGUGAGUGCAACAGAUAAUAAAGUUAAGAAAAUUACCGAAGUUCAAAAUUCUAAUGAAGUUCCAGACAAGGAGAAUGCUAAUGUUGAAAAUCCCAAGCAAGAAUUGUCGAACGUUCUCCAGUGUUUACAAUUAGUACCCGCGUCUAAGAAGGAGCACUUGGAUAAUGGUAAAAGUCAAAUCGAACAGCAACACAAAGAACAAAGUGAACUUGAAAAUGAAGGCGAUAACGAAUCGCAUCCGACAGCCGAUAUUCAUAAUAAUAAAACCGAGUAUCACUUUAUAUAUGACGACAGUGUACCGAUGAGAAAGAGAAGGAGGAGAUAUAGUGGGCAUGAAUUACAGAUUGAAAUAAAUUAUGCCGAUCUUUCGGAUCCAAACCCCGUUGAAUGUAUCAAGAUAAUGAAGGCUACCGAGUUCGAGGAAAUAUUUAAUCUCCCGCCUAAGAAAGGAGGCAAAAAAUCACGCACGAAAAUUAAAAAAGUUUGCGAAAGGCCCAACUUCCAGAUGGACAAGGACGCUCCUAAUUUAAAAGACGAUAUCGCGAAACCCCUAGCUACGUCAUCUCCUGUAGAUGAACCAUCAAGAGCUAAAACGAAGAAAAUGAUUAUUAAAACUACUACAAACAAAACUAAUAACAAUGCGCAAGCUGAGACGAAAAAGAAGCAGAAGUCAGAUAAACAUCAAGAAAAAGAUGUUACUACCAAAAAUCGAAAGAAAAAACUGUUAGAAGCAAAAGAAACAAAACAGAUUGAGAAGAAAUGCCCCACAGAUCCACAAAUGUUACUCAGUACCUUAAAUGAAAUAGACCUAAAUAAAUUCUUGACUACAGUUCAUGGACCUGAAUAAAUGCUCUCUUUAGUGUACAUAUGUAUAAAAAAUGUAAAUAAUAAUUUUUUCUAUUUUUCUAUACUAUA